GGAGCUUGAAAGGAACCCAGAGUGCAGGGCUGUGGCUGCUGUCUACACUUCAGGAGGCCACUUGCCGAUAGCUACUGUAUGUCUCUUGCCUGCCUCUCCUGCUCCAGGAACACCUCACUCUAGGAGGCCGAAGAUGCCAUAUUCCAGUCUGCAUCCAUCCAUUCCACGUCCCAGAGGUAACCGGUCCCAGAAGGCAGCCUUGGUCUUGCUGGUGACCAGCCUGGUGAUCCUUAGGGGGCUCGGUGACUCACCAGAUCACAUUCUCAAUUACCUGGUAGUCCAUCUGGCCUCCCUGCAGCUUGGACGACUGUUGAAAGAGGCCUGCUGUCUGACUGAAGAGCUGCAUCAUGUCCACUCCAGGUAUCAGAGCAACUACUGGAAGGCUGUGCGCGCUUGUCUGGGCUGCCCCAUCCGCCGUACGACCUUGCUGGUGCUGUCCUUCUAUUUCUACUACUAUUAUUUCCAAAAAGAUGCUGACCUGAGUCUCAGUUGGAUGCUCCUCUUGCUGGCCCUCUCACAGUCCAUCAACAUCCUUCUGGGCCUCCAGAGCCUCGCCCCAGCAGAAAUUUCUGCCAUCUGUGAAAAAGGAAACUUCAAUGUUGCCCAUGGGCUGGCCUGGUCAUACUACAUUGGGUACCUGCGGCUCAUCUUGCCAGGGCUCCAGGCCAGGAUCCGAAUGUUCAAUCAGCAAAACAACAACAUGCUACGGGGAGCAGGGAGCCGAAGGCUGUAUGUUCUCUUCCCAUUGGACUGUGGGGUGCCCGAUGACCUGAGUGUGGCUGACCCCAACAUUCGCUUCCGAGAUAAACUGCCCCAGCAAAGCAUGGACCGUGCUGGCAUCAAGAAUCGGGUUUAUUCCAACAGUGUCUAUGAGCUUCUAGAGAAUGGGCAGCCAGUAGGCGCCUGUAUCCUGGAGUACGCCACUCCCUUGCAGACCUUGUUUGCCAUGUCACAGGACGGGAAAGCUGGCUUUAGUCGGGAAGAUCGACUUGAGCAGGCCAAACUCUUCUGCCGGACACUUGAAGACAUCCUGGCUGAUGUCCCUGAAUCUAAAAACAACUGCCGCCUCAUUGUCUACAACGAGCCUCAGGAGGGAGAGAGUUUCUCCCUGUCUCAGGAGGUUCUCCGGCACAUUCGUCAGGAAGAGCGGGAGGAAGUGGCCAUGAAUGACCUCCAGACCUCAGUGGUGUCCCAUUCUCACUCCUCUGUGCUGUCCCAAGAGCCGAGACUCCUCAUCAGUGGCAUGGAGCAGCCGCUUCCACUCUGCACAGACCUCAUCUGAGGCAUGGGGCAGCCUUGUCUGAGCUGCUGGUGAUCGAUCCUUCAGCAUCCUGACUGGGGCUUCCCUCAGUGACUGAGGGGGUGACUCACAGAGAUCUCACAUCUCCCGACGAGUCCCACAUUCCUGGGUGAGCCAUUGUAUGUCUCUGAGCCUGAGCCUACUCCCCUAUGGAAUGGGAUCAUAGGGUUCUUGUGAGGACUAACCAUGUAGAAACUUGGUGUCAAUUGCCAGGUAAAACUAAGAUAGGUCAAGUAUUUGCCACCAUCGAUGCUCUAGCAUUCUCUGGUCCUUGUUGUCCUGUCUGGAUGGGACCAGCAGACCAGCUUCUGGUCAUGUGUGUUCAAUGGGAGCUUCAGCAGAUGAAUGGAGGGAGGGAGGGAGGCGCAUUAGGAACAUGCGUUCUGUUAGCUGUAUGUAGUCACAGUGGGCUGUCCUGCCAGGCCACCUUCUCAGUAAGCUUAUCUAUUCUCAAGGUUUUGGAGGAGCCUCUUCCCCUUGCCCCUAGCACUGGUAUUUGUGUGACACUGAAGAACUUACUCUCUGUGGUCUCUUUACAUCAUGUUCCUUGUAUGUGGUCCUCUUAAAGACACCGCUCAGAUUACACCAUCUUUCUGCAGCUAGGCUGUGACUGCUAUACGGACCUGGCAUGCAUCGUCCGUGUCUGGCUGCGUAUACAACACACUUCCUGCACUCUUCCUUAUCCUGCUACAGGGAAGCAGGAGAUAGUUGUCAUUUCAACCCAGAUGGAGCCCACCAGGCACAUGAGGGCACACCCUACCUUUGCUUUCAGUGUCCUUGCCUCCGGAGCCAGGGCUGAGUGGCGCUAGAACAUGGAUGCCACCGGUAGUACACAGCUGUGUCUCGGGGAAGGGACCAUUCGAAGAAGCGGAGGCCACUGACCAGACGUUCUCUAGUGAGAGUUGUGAGGGGAUCAGGGAGGAAGAAUAUGUUCCCUGGGGAACACUGGAGGACACGGCCGGUCACUGAGCCCACCUUUGGUGGCACUGCCACCCCACGUGGGAGGGCAGACAGUCCACCUACCCGUUCCACCUAGGCUUUACAUGCAGCCUCCCUCUACCUUCGUUUCCUUCACCCAGGCUCAGGGUGCCACUUUGUAUUUCUUUCUCUUUGUUUUAUGUGUAUGUGUUUUCUCCAAAACUGAGAAUCAGAGUUGGGGGCUUGUUUACAUAGGCAAACCCUCUACCACUGAGCUAUGCCCUCAGCCCUCAUAUGUUUCUGAAAUGUCACUUUGGAGAAGUCAUACACAUGCACACACGCACACACGUCAGAGGAAACCAGUCACUCUGAGGAUAGCAGAGCCAGGGGAAUCAACUAGGGGGGUAGUCCCUUCUCUUCCUGACCGUCACAGUCAUCUUGCCCCCAACACUGCAGAGCCUGUAUCAUAGCCAAUGUUCCUUCUCCAGAAACCAGCCCAGAAUCAAGGGCCUCCCCAGCUUGACUGUGUUCAAUUUACCAGUCCCCAGGAUGGUUCCUAGACUGUGGAUCUGGUAAAGCUCAAGUUCAAAUCCUGUUUGGCACCUGUGUGUUCACCGUGGUGGUUUUUUUUUUUUUUUUUAAGACAGAGUUUCUCUGUGUAGCCCAGGCUGGCCUUGAACUCACUGUAUAUGAUCAAUUAGUCUUGAAUUCAGAGAUGCAUCUGCCUCCUCCUCCUGAGUACUGGGAUUAAAGGCAUGCACCACCGCAACUAACCCCUCCCCCUUUUCUUAAUAAAC
Messenger RNA from Alexandromys fortis (reed vole), 3015 nucleotides. It is a transcript of the gene Sting1, whose product is annotated as stimulator of interferon response cGAMP interactor 1. Gene Ontology annotation, molecular function: 2',3'-cyclic GMP-AMP binding; cyclic-di-GMP binding. Bases 134 to 1282 code for a protein of 382 amino acids. The record is from RefSeq and is a predicted model, not a curated record. Gene Ontology annotation, biological process: defense response to virus; autophagosome assembly; positive regulation of macroautophagy. Gene Ontology annotation, cellular component: autophagosome; endoplasmic reticulum membrane. The transcript has 8 exons. Lineage: Eukaryota; Metazoa; Chordata; Mammalia; Rodentia; Cricetidae.